UCCCUCUGGUUGCAAUUUCACAGAAAUGGAGACAAGAACGCCACUAAAAUCACUUAAUUCUGACACCAGAACGUAUGUUAUCUUUAUUAACAAGUCUAGCAGACGUGCAAGGGCAUGGUGGCUUGAUUUCAAAGGGAAGCCAGUCUCUUAUGGCGACAUAUCACCGAAUGGAACACUUCGAAUGAACACUUUCCUGACGCAUCCAUGGGUUUUUAGGGUGACGGAGAACGGAGCCAAACUCUUAGCCAAUCGGCAAGAAGUUUAUUAUCCAACGCUGUCAGAAAAUAAGGAUAUUAUCACGGUGAAUAUUACAACACCAGUAUACUCUUUACGUGAAUGCUGUUUGAUGGUGAUCAGGAGAUUAGUGAAAAGACGAGAUCUCAACAGACUGGAAAUUCCUGAGAUGCUGAAGCAUGACCUCGUGACAGUACCUGAUUUAUCGAAGGAGCUUGAAAUAAUGAAUUCUUAACCUACGAUCACGAAGCUACAUUUUUAGGAUGCGUUUUACAAUUUUGCACGAUGGGUGCAUUGUAGUCUAGGCCCUAGGCCUACUGCUUUUGCCAUUUGGUGCCAUGCAUUUAACUCUGGAAUUGCCUACAAGCAAUCUGAGGGCUGAACAUAGGCCUACAUGUCCUGCUACUGCACCUUCUCUGUCUGACAUGUGAAGGUUAGGCUACAUUAAUUCUUUUCAAAACUGACAAAUUUGUGUAAUCUUUUUGUGCACUUUGUAUGUGCAAUACAUAAUGUAUUCUAUAGAAUGUAUAAUAUUGUAUUGUACUGUAUAUUAUGCUUUUCUAUAUCAGCAAUGAAAUUAUUUUACAAAUAUGGUGAGUGUGAA
Molecule: messenger RNA, 838 nt
Organism: Alosa alosa (allis shad)
Lineage: Eukaryota; Metazoa; Chordata; Actinopteri; Clupeiformes; Clupeidae
Gene: vhll
Product: von Hippel-Lindau tumor suppressor like
Exons: 3
Coding region: 26-469 (147 amino acids)
Source: RefSeq, a predicted model, not a curated record